UCUUUUUGUCAGGACUAACAACAAAACCCCACUUGAAAACAACUCCAGCAAGAAUCCAGAGCCACACAGAAAGAUGAGGUGGUGAAACCUCUGCUCCUGGUCUGAAUUCUGAAUCCCAAAUUCAAACUAGAAACAAACAGAUUUUCUCCCUCCUCUCUCAUGGCUGCACCAACAGCAGCUACCCCUGCUUCCUUCUCACUUUAAGCUAGUAACCACAUCACCAAAUCAAGAAUUCCCCAUUCAACACAAAGGGCAAGAGAACUCACCGGCCAUGGACGCUGCUGCAGAUUCCAGGCCCUGGCCGUGCAGGGCCCAACUCCAAGCAGCGAUAAAGAGGCAGCAGGCGCCACCUGGAGUCGACACGAGAAUCCACUGGGAGAGCGAUGAUGAAGGAUGGAUAGGGGGCAGUAGCUCCAGCUCAACAAAGGAGCAGGCCAAAGAGGAAGACAGGUCGCUUGGCGAGAAGUUCUCGGAGCUGCUCAACAGUUCAUCUGAUUCAUAUUACCAGUUUCUGGGAGUACCUACGAACGCUGACAUGGAAGAAAUCAAGGCAGCCUACCGGAGACUGUCAAAGGAAUAUCAUCCCGACACCACUGUACUUCCUCUGAGAACAGCAUCAGAAAAGUUCAUGAAAUUAAGAGAGAUUUACAAUGUACUAAGCAACGAGGAGAAGCGCAAGUUCUAUGACUGGACACUGGCUCAGGAGGCAGCAAGCCGAGAAGCAGAGAAGAUGAGGAUCAAACUGGACGACCCAUACAUGCGAGAAGUACAACAAUAUGAGUCGGUUCCAGACAUGGUGGAUCGGUUGGGGGGGAGGAACAUGGAGCUCAAUGACCAGGCAACACAAGCUCUAACUUUUGAUAUUUUGAUCAUUAUAUUCUCUAUAUGUUGUCUAAUAUAUGUUGUCUAUUUCAAAGAGCCCUAUUAGUUGGACACCUUCAAAGAAAUAGAACAAUUUAUUUAUACUUCAAAAA
Messenger RNA from Salvia miltiorrhiza (redroot sage), 974 nucleotides. RefSeq names its product NAD(P)H-quinone oxidoreductase subunit T, chloroplastic. The transcript is spliced from 2 exons. Bases 272 to 928 code for a protein of 218 amino acids. NCBI's taxonomy places the organism in Eukaryota, Viridiplantae, Streptophyta, Magnoliopsida, Lamiales, Lamiaceae. The record is from RefSeq and is a predicted model, not a curated record.